Messenger RNA from Phyllotreta striolata, 541 nucleotides. Lineage: Eukaryota; Metazoa; Arthropoda; Insecta; Coleoptera; Chrysomelidae. The record is from the annotation of a GenBank genome assembly.
AAAAGCCUUUCAUCGAAAGAAAUGACGAAGACAAAUCACUCGUUAAUUAGAAGCGAACUUCAUCUUGCCGCACUGAAAAGUGUUAAGUAUUUCCUGGUAUCAGAAAUGUCGCGGGAGAAUGAACACAUCGAAACUUUAGACGAAAAGGAAAUCGCCGAUAAGGAACCCGAAAAGCCGCAAGACCGAGACGCGCCGCCCGAAAAGCUGCAGGAAAAACCGAACGAAAAGCCGUUUAUCGCCAAAGACCCCAGACCUUGGUACAGGAUAACGGAAUGCUGGAUUUACUUGUUGUCUGUGUUUGUCGUGUUUAGUAUAACUGCGUGGGUUAUCAUUGUGAAAGUUAAACACGUCAAUGCAGUUUUGGAGAUGAAGAGGAUCAAUGAAGAGCUAACGUUGGCUAACAGUGAGGAAAGGAAGUGAGUUUGAUAGAAGAAAUGACCUAACGUAUUUGUUUGUUAAAUUUAUCAGUAUAUUUUUUCGAAAAUAUAUCUAGUUAUUAUCCGUACACGACAAAUGCAAUGAUAUCCUACGUUAUUGUUUA